This is a messenger RNA of Hermetia illucens (black soldier fly), 930 nucleotides long. RefSeq lists its product as uncharacterized. The transcript is spliced from 2 exons. Bases 163 to 894 code for a protein of 243 amino acids. NCBI's taxonomy places the organism in Eukaryota, Metazoa, Arthropoda, Insecta, Diptera, Stratiomyidae. The record is from RefSeq and is a predicted model, not a curated record.
CAGGUCGUGGGACAGAAUUUGAUCGCGCCUUAUAUGAGAAUUCAAAACAACACUCGUUUGCGACCUUAAGUUUUAGUUCGACCAUAGUUGAAUUGAACUCAUUCAGUCAACAGGCAACCAACAACCGUCCUAACUGUCAUCCGAACCGUUGACUCUUCAAAAAUGGAACAAACCGAGCAAGUGGAUGUCGAUAAAAUCUCUUCAAUUGUCAACUCCCAAUCUACAGAAAUUAUUAAACUCCUCGAAAAAUGUGAAGUCAAGUGCGGUAUCCCUCCCCUCAACGCAUUCGAGGAGCGAUAUUCCAUCAAGUUCAACUUCCCAACCAAGGAAACUUCCAGCGAACACUCCCAACCAGCAACACCAACAGAACUCACUGAAGCCUUCAAAUCACUCGACAAAAUUCCACCUUGUUUUGCGAAAAUCCAACGAAAACCAUCCCUCCAAUCGUCCGGCAAACAAAAUUCAUCAAAACGCAACGAAUCCUUCUCAUCCUCCGUAACCUCCAACACAAGCUUGGCCAAAGUCAACGUUGAUGACAUCCUGGUUGCAACCAGUCGCCUUUUCAAGGAAUGCAAAGAGCGCGACAGUAAAUUCGAAAAUGUCUUGAAAACAGCAACGAUGGACAGCCGAAGUACACUUCAUCAGUUCAAGGAGAGUACACAAAGUCUACGACGUGCAUUGGAGGAUCUGGAAAAGUUGGUGCCGCGCGGCUUAGAAGGAAGCGUCGGGAUUUUCGAUUCUGCAGAAGAAAAGGCGAUUUCAGACUUUCGUGAGGAGAUUGAUGCGCUGUUCUGUAUUCAGGAGAAUAAGGAUUUGUAUCCAAUCGUUGAAAUGCCUGACGAUAAGGAUUUAGAUGUAAUAUCCAAGCUGGCGGGUGAUUUAUUGCGAGUUUGAGUUAUGUUAAAGUUUCCGUUCUGCUCGAUCGGAUGC